This is a messenger RNA of Thalassophryne amazonica, 3313 nucleotides long. RefSeq names its product centrosomal protein 126 (gene cep126). Gene Ontology annotation, biological process: mitotic spindle organization; non-motile cilium assembly; cytoplasmic microtubule organization. The coding region runs from base 105 to 3017 and encodes 970 amino acids. The record is from RefSeq and is a predicted model, not a curated record. NCBI's taxonomy places the organism in Eukaryota, Metazoa, Chordata, Actinopteri, Batrachoidiformes, Batrachoididae. Gene Ontology annotation, cellular component: centrosome; ciliary base. The transcript has 11 exons.
UUUUAUUUCAUUUUCGCCCUUAUUAAGGUUUGCUGUAACACGUAGGACGUGUGCGUGAGGAGCUGCAGUUUGUGUUACUUCUCCAGGACAACUCAAAUUUGAAAAUGGGACCAGAUGAACGCUUUGUCAAUGAACGACAGCUUCUGGUCGAAACCCAGAGGAUUGGGAGAGCCCGAGCUCGCAAGUUAUUCCUGGAAAACAAGCAACGCAGAAAGGCUCUGGAGGAAAGGCAAAAGCGAUGGGAUCUGAUGGAGAAACAGCUGAGAGAGAACAUACUGCAGCAACGCAGACAGCAAAUAAAGGAUGCCACCAAUCGUUUCCAAAGAGCACAUCUGCCUCCUUCUGAGAGGGAACAGCAAACUUUUAGAAGGAAUGUCCCAAAUAUUGAAGAUGCACUUAUCCAAAUACAAGGCAUCACAAGCUCACACAAACAGGAGUUCUCCAGCAGAACCUUAAUUUCUUCUCCUAAGUGUUCGGUUGUGCCAAAAUACCCCUUCCACCAAACCCUUUCUACAGUGGAACGGGGGCUAACUUAUCUGAAGUCAAACAGUCAAACUCAAAAGACUCAAGAUGAACAACAACAACACAGUGGUGGUCUACAGGAACACAAUACUUCUGUUGGCUGUAAUUCUGAAAGCAUUUCAAGUAAAGACAGUUUGGACAGUGAAGAACCCAACAUCAACAGGAUUCCAAUCAACACAUCCAAUCAUAAUCAACAGGAUUCCAGUCCACCAUUCUUCCUUCACUCAAAUAAGCCCCACCCAAACCAGAAAAACCAAAGUGAUUUGGGUCCACCAUCUUCUUUGUCAGUGAUGAUGCUUCUUGCAGAUAACUUGUCCCCAAAAAGAACACAUCAUGAAUCUAAGCACAGUCCAGAAGUGACUGACGGACUCAACAACGCAAUACACAAAUUUACCAAAGCGUCUUUGAGAUUCACAUCUGAGAUACAACCUUCUCUGGAGAGCUGCAAUUUCUUGGCACUUUAUGAUAUUGAAGCAAACCCAAAGCACUGUGGGGAAGAAGCCAAAGGCAACAGUCCCAGUGAUAAUGUCACAGUCAUUGCAAUUAAAACUGCUUCCAGCAGCACAGCGCAUGAAUCAUCUCCUAAACAAGAGGCACUGUUGGAUUUCAGAAAACAGAUGUUCCAAGAUGAUGUGCAAUUUAAACAUCAAACACCAACAGAAAUCAUGUUGUCUCAAAAAAGUGGCAACUACAAAGAUAUUUUGUUUGGGGCUCCCCCAGACCCACAUAUUUUUUUGAGUGACACCUCAGUUGUCAGUUUGUCACAAAAGCAAACUCUUCAUUUCUCAAGAAAAGAGGAGCCAAGUGCUUACAUAAACAACCUCAAUAAGGUACUGAAUACAGAAAUGAAAAAUGAGAAGUCCAUUAUUUCAGCAUCACAGCAACAUACGUGCAUGUCAAACAUUCAGCCAGACCAUCCAAAAAGCGUGAAGUGUCCUGAAGAGAAGGAACAAAGAGUAGAGACAUCUCAUAAAGAAUUCAAAGUAUGUAAAGUAAACUUCAUUAAAGGAAUCCUCAAAAAGCAAUCAAAAUGUCUGUCACAGGAUACCACAUCAGUUUAUGGUUUUGGACAUUUAACAUUUUCAAAACAUCUUGCUUUAGCACUUAGAGAUAGUAUUGAAUUGACCCGGGGUAAAACCAAACAGGUAGAGAGCAAUAACACUGUCAAAAAGAAGUUACGCUGGUUUGAUGAGAUACAUUUGGAGAAACAGGACAAAGAACAAAGUAUUAAUGUUAUGAAACAGAAGAAAGACAAGUCUUCAAGUCUGUGUUGCUCACAGAGCAGUCCAGAUGACCAUCAGCUAAUCUCUACCACAGUCACAGGGGCUUCCAAGCCUGGACCAGGCAUGGCCUAUCAAGCAUCUGCUGACUAUCACUUCACAAAGCAAGCAUGGGCAGAUGCUGGGGUUCAAGUCAGCUUGCCUCAAGAUGUGGUCAACGUACCAAAGAGUUGCACCAGGGCUGGUGGUCCCAAGGUCCCUUGGAGAGAGCGUAAUGCCAGAGUUGGAGUGCCGUCUCGGAAGGGCACAGUUAUACGACCUCAGUCUGUCAUUGAGGUUAAUCAAAUUGCGAAGACCCAUGGUAAGAUCAUGGCACCUCGUCCACCUCCCAGGAUAGAAAUAAUAAAAGAAAAGAUGCCGAGCAUCGCCAAGACUCCAUCUGGUAUGGAUCAUACCAGUGUCAAUCACAACCAGGCUCCACCUACACAGAUGCCACAUAAGGACAAUACAAAACUCUUUUUCUCACCCAAUACAUAUUUUCAAGCAAAUGAUAAUGCUGUGCAUACAGUGGUGGAACCCUCAUACUGUUGUCCUGUGAGAGAGAAAAGCACCCAUGGCACAUCUAGUUCAGGUCACCAGGAAGCUCAGCACUGCAGUGGAAGAGGAGAAGUGGCAUACAGUAAAAAAGGUCUGUGUUUAGAGUGCACUCCUACAGAUGAGGAGAUCUCAGAGCUCUGGCAUGGUGUCCGCAGUGCCUUAGCCAACAAAGAGGAGCUCGUUUUUAGAAAACAGGUUCAACAGAGCAGGCCAACUGAAGGGAAAAUCUCUGUGGCUCAGCACCAACAGCAGUCUGGUUCAGGCAGCAAACGUUUCCUACAGCCCUCCGAGACCACAAAUCCAGUUAAACCGUCUUCCAGUUCUCAUGAGAUGACCUUUCCACAGGAAGGUUUGGAUGGGGCAACCUACCUGGCAGAUGGUUCUGUUGAGCACCAACAAAAACAGGGUGUGGUAGUGGUCCAGAUGCAGAGAACUGGCAUGAUGCAAAAGCCCAACCAACAGCAGGGAAUAACUGCCAUUUCAGUGGAAGAGCAGAAAAUCCUCCAUUCUCUGGAGAGGCUUGACCACAAGUUGCACUGUGUGUGGGAACACGUUGAGGAUAACACUGGUAACAGUGACUAUUGUGCACCCUCUAUGAGGGAAGGAAAGGUUAUGAACCCUUACAAGGACUGUGGUGCCUCAGCUAACAGCCAGAGUCAAAAUCAGAGGACAUUCUGACGUGUUCUGCAGUAUGCUGUAGCUGUAUGCGUAUGUAGCUAUGUCAGUAAGGUUCAAAGCAAUGUGAUGACCACAUUUGUACAGAAUGGAAGAAACGUCUGAUGGCAAUGAUUAAAACUAACAGGUGUUUUUGGAUGUAAACUCAAGUUGCACAAAGAACCUUUGACCACGUUUUGCUGAGUCCUAUCAAAGUACAAAGCUUUAUAUUUCAGAGCAGAACCUUCUAACAAAAUUAGGUAAAAUUGGUUAACUAUUUUUCGAUUUUUCACAUUUGCUUCCAUCUAGAGUUUGUAUGA